Messenger RNA from Branchiostoma belcheri (Belcher's lancelet), 1653 nucleotides. RefSeq lists its product as uncharacterized. The record is from RefSeq and is a predicted model, not a curated record. The transcript has 3 exons. Lineage: Eukaryota; Metazoa; Chordata; Leptocardii; Amphioxiformes; Branchiostomatidae. The coding region runs from base 528 to 809 and encodes 93 amino acids.
GACUUGCACAUCGUGUUGCAAUCCAUUCCUGAGACAGUGAGAGCACGGGCGGACAGAAAAUCUUUUCUGUGAGAAUUUAUGCUAGCCUGUUCAGCCUGAUGCAGUUUUCGUUUCACUUGUAACGUCCAUGUGUGUCACGGAGCGUUGUAGUGUAAUAUAGAAUAGGAUAAUGUUGUAAAUACAUUGUGUGCGAUUACCUGUUGUGCGUAUAUCUGAAACUCAUUUGCAUUCUCGUGACUGGGCAAAUACGGCACUGACCAGGCUAGGCCAUUUCUCGCGCUGCCGUCACCAUGCACAGACGUGAAAUCCUUCGUCUCCCUCUCGAUGGCGGAAUAAUUCCAGGUUAUGCACAAGCACCAAAGCUGCCCAGCUACUGAUUCAAGGCCUUGGUCAAGGACGAGAUGACGGGAAAGGAAACAGAGGAAAUGCUCCUAGUCGUGGAUCUGUCUGUGGGAAAGUAUGCUCUUACUAAAUUGCGGGGCCACGAAGAUCAUACAGCGAGGGGAAAUCCAAGGAUCUAGGACACUAUGAUAUUCCACUAUCCUUGGGACAUGGAAGCCCGACCUGACGCUGCACAACUUAAAGGCAGACAAGGAGCUGGCAGAAGGUAUGUGGGCUGUGAUCUUCCCCACCAACCUCUGCAUGCUUGGAGAGCACAGAUCGUUCACGUCAAGCCGCCGCCGGACACACCCUCAUCCGGUCCCGGUAGAGCUGUGGGCAGGGGCCAGGAAGUGAACCUGCGCAGUGUGCCUGUGUACAUGCAGCGACCCUCGGCCAAGAAUGGUCAUAACGGGGCACACGAUGGAUGAUGAACCUGACAUGUCAGCCACCCAUCCAUCUGGCCAGGGAUGUACUUCCCCGGGCACUUUCUCUUCUUCUCUUGCAUUAGGGAGCAGACCGUCCACGUCAGGCCACCGCCGGACACACCCUCAUCCCCCGAAACAACCAACGUCUGCAUCCCCAGCCCUGAGACAUCCAUUCCCGGUCCUGGGAGAGCUGUGAGGCCAGUCACACCGCCUGAGACCGACGUGACGGCAGUUCCUGGCACAGCCGAUGCGACGAAGCCAAUGUGAACGUGCUUUUCGAUGUCCAGUAGAGGGACGCAAAAGACAAUAGAGGAUGCAUGAUCGAUACCAAAUGUCAUAAUGUAUCAAGACAUUAGCCAGAGGACCAUCCUUUGACCAAAUUGUUUGAUUGUCUGGAUCCAUCAUAUGUCCUAACUACAAGGACAGAAACGACAAAACAUUUGAGCAUAAAGAACGACAGUCAUUGUAACAUUGUAGUAGUUCAAUUGUAUUGUCACUUAUUUUAUUACACUGGGCUUCUCCAGUAGCCAGGCUUUGAGACUGGAGAAUGAUAGACAGUCUAUAUUGUAAUCGAAACUGAUUGCUGUUAUUUGGUACAUCCAGUUAUCAAACUAACGAGUACAACGGCCAUAUAAGAUUUGUUCAAUGAUUCACUGCUAUACAAUAAUCUCUUAAAUACAAGGGAGGCAUGUAUGGUAUUUAUAGCAGGACAUCUGCAUAGUUUUUGUACAAUAUCCAAUGAUCAUAUGCAACAGGAGUUCCCUGGCUGUACAGCUGUAAUAGAUGACCUAGUACAGGUGUCUCCCACUGCAAGGUCAGAGGUCAAGUCUAAAAGUCUUGACCAAAG